UGACUAGCAAUUCGUUACAGUUGCUAGAAAUCCUGCCCAUAUGCUAAGAGUUAUCGCCUCCAUCUGACCAUGUUAGGAUGUUAUUUGUAACUGUACAUCCUGCAUCUAUUAUGAUUCCUUCAUCACCUCACACUCUCGCCUCUCUUUGGUUGUGUAAUAGUCCCAACUCUUUUUUUUUCCCUUUCCCUUGCUGAGUCCUAGUAUGAUACAGAGUAAUCUGAUGGGAGAAAAACAUUCACUUGUGUCUUUCUCUCCUCCCACACUCAUGACUGCAGCAAGCAGCUAGAAGCAGCGCCAGGAGAAGGAGUGAGAGAAGGCAGAGGGGAUCUCAGGCGUCCAGGUUCAUUGCCGUGACUCACAAGGAUAUUCUCAGGAGGAAUUUUGAAAUAUUAUGGAAAAGGCCUGGUCCAGAGAUGGGCAGUCCUAAAGAGCCUCAAAGAUUACAGUUGUCGCAACCUGAUGGUGCCAGUGAGAAUGUUCCUCUGCGUUCUCCUAUAUCUUCAAGGAUCUGGCAAGCCGAAGAUCCUUUACAUAAUUCAGGGUUUGAUGGCGAGGAUCUCUGCAUGAGGAAUUUCUGUGUCAGCGUACAUGGGGACCAUGAAUUUCCAGAAGGCAGCUUCAGCUUUGACACUGAUGCAGAGAGGAUCUUAGAGGUGCAUAAAGACAUUUCUGUAGAUUCUGAAAUCACAUAUUCUUUCCAUGAAGGCAGGGAAGACCAGAAUUCAUCAAGACAAGUAAACUUAAACAAGCCUGAUAUCAAUGUUAUAGAUACAUCUGUACAGAGCCCAAGUAUUACUCCUGUGUCACGUGUAAUGGGAACAGCUGGAAAAGAUGUCUGCUUCUCUGAAAAUAUUGGGGAUUACAAAGGGCAAGCUAUAAAUGAUCCCAUUGUGACAGAAGCAAGUCAUUCUUUAGAAACAAACACAGAUAUUGUUCCUGGAGAUAGUAGAACUCAAGAAGAUACAUUAGCAAUUAUUUCCCAACAAAACGAUAAGAAAGAAACUGUUGAAGAAUCAGAAUUGGGGAAAGUCACAAACAUCACUACUAAGGAACACAAGAAAGAAACCCAAGUAGAAGGGUCAGUGGAAUGUAGGAAGUUCUCCAAUGGAGAACUAAGUGGGAAAACACAAAUAUCUGGCGCAAUGCUGUCAAACAUACAGGAUGAUACACAAGAAAAACAGUACAGAUCUAUUGCUGUUAGCCCAAUUGUUCUACCUGAUGGACAAUCAUCUUUCAAUUUUCAAACAAUUGCUCCACGACCACGACCAAGUGGUGAAAAUACACCUGAAGUGAAGACUGAUGAUAAGGUGGCCGGCAAAAAAGAAGAUCUACCAAAAACAUAUUCAUUUGAGCUCACCCCUCCUAAUGAUGAUGGUGGAACAGAAACAAGGUAUAGGUCUGUAGCUGUAAGCCCUAUUAUUCCUCCAGGUGACUCAUCAUCUUUCACAUUUCAGACAGAUCAUGGUGCACAACCUCAAAAAGAUCCAAAGGCAUCUGCUACAAUGCAGAGAACAGAUGCUGGAAAAACAGAUACCCUUCAAAGAAUUUGUUCACCAGAACACAUCAAUCACAGUGCUUUUGGAGUGGAAUAUAAAUCAGUAGCUGUGAGUCCCAUUAUUAUACCGGAGGGAUCUUCAUUCACAUUUCAUCCAUUAAGAACUGAUUGUGGUAGCACAGUGGGAGGAGAGGUGACAAAUAAAAUAUGUUUUAUUGAACUGGAACCUCCCAGUCAGGAAGUUGGGACUCAGGCCAGAGCAGAGUGUGUGUCAGUUGCAGUUAGCCCAAUUAUCCCACCAGGUGAUACUUCCUCAUUCGUGUUUCAAUCAUUACAACAAAUUGGAGACAGAAUACCAGACAAGCAAGCCACUUGUGCAAAAUGUGCACACAAUGAUGAUGCAGGCACACAGGCUGGCACUAGUGUGCAAUGUGUAUCAGUGGCCGUCAGUCCAAUUGUGCUUCCAGGUGGACCGUCCUCUUUCACUUUCUCAUCUGAAAAGACAGCUCUUUCACCUGUGGCAGAGCACAACAAAGAUGAGAAGACAAAAGAUGCAGAUCAUUUUCAAAAAAGAUAUUCAUUUGAGCUCCUGCCUCCAGAUGAAGCUACCAGAACUACACCAAGAAUAGAAUAUAGAUCUAUAGCAGUAAGCCCAAUAAUACAACCUGAUGAAGUUUCUUUUACUUUUCAAAAAAAAGAAGAAACGUUUACAUCCAAAGGAAAUGAGAGAAAAGAAGAUUCAGGUUGUGUGGAUGUGCUACCUAAAACAUAUUCAUUUGAAAUAACGCCCCCUGAUGAUGAUCCAGGCACACAAGCCGAACACAAAGUGGAGUGUGUGUCUGUGGCUGUCAGUCCUUUUGUUUUUUUGCAGGAGACUUCAUCAUUUCCCUUUCAAGAAGAACAAAUGACCAAGCAACAUGACCAGACCCAAAAGCAAGGCCCUUGCAAUACUAGUGAACUUCCAAAGACAUCAUUAGUGACAAAACCACAAUACCAUGAUGUAGGAAUUCAAGCUGAUUUUACAGUACAGUGUUCAUCAAUAGCUAUAAGUCCCAUGAUUCCACUGGAUGGAUCAAGUUCAUUUGUAUUCCAAACAGAUGGGGUAAACCAAGCCUCAUCAUUGAAAAUACAGCAGUUAGAAAAGCCGGAUAUGAAAGAUGCUGAGAUGCAAGUGUCCUUUCCAGUAGAAACCAGAUCAAUUGCAACUGACCCCAUGACACCAAGAGGAAAAUCACCACGGGCUUCUUAUCCUGAAGUUCAUGUGAAGGAAGUCAAAACUGGUCCCCCAGAGCCAGUACGGGAAGUCAGCUGGGAUGAAAAAGGGAUGACCUGGGAAGUAUAUGGAGCUUCAAUGGAAGUUGAGGUUUUAGGCAUGGCUAUACAGAAGCACUUGGAAAAACAGAUUGAGGAACAUGGGAAGCGAGAGAAGGUGAUGACACCUCAAAAUACUCGAGGUAGUUCUGUUAGAGGUGCCGUGGUAAAGAUUGAAAGCAAACCGCAACCUGGUGCUUUCCGCAGCUUUUUCCACAGGCGGUCCCGUUGCUGCUCUCGUGCUGCCCCUGCUGUUGAUUAAAAUAAUAAGAGUUAAGCCAUUUUAAGCCUUUUUAACAAGCAUACAGAUGAUGAUUGAUAAACAAAUGGCUCACAUGGAGGUCAAAACAUACUGUACUGAAAUGAUUUAGAUGAAGGAACAGUUCUUGUUUCAGAAAUCAGUAACAGAUUUAAGAAUGCUACAAUCCAUUGUGAAGAUUGUUGAAGCUACAUAAAGAAUGGGGUUGGAUGAUUAAAAAAAUUGGAAUGUA
This is a messenger RNA of Rana temporaria (common frog), 3297 nucleotides long. It is a transcript of the gene GPRIN1, whose product is annotated as G protein regulated inducer of neurite outgrowth 1. The record is from RefSeq and is a predicted model, not a curated record. Bases 414 to 3068 code for a protein of 884 amino acids. Gene Ontology annotation, biological process: neuron projection development. Lineage: Eukaryota; Metazoa; Chordata; Amphibia; Anura; Ranidae. Gene Ontology annotation, cellular component: plasma membrane. The transcript has 2 exons.